UCUUUGUCGCGAGUGGUCGAUAUUUACGGACAAAUCAGCUUAAAACGUCGCAGCUGAACAAAGUGCAGAGCGGAGUAGAUCGCAACAGCAAAUACUAUGUAUCUACCUGUUUUAGAAUCUGUGCAUUUUCAGUUUGUCGCGUAUAUUUGGCUUCGGCAUUUCUGUUGAUAUUUAAUGCGCUUGUACUGCCAUAGUCUUAUGAGAGGUGCUUGCUGUAAGAAAACGAAUGCUGGAAGAAAAAGCUAUACAGAGCUCACGACAAACUCAGUUCAACAACUUACAAAGGUCUUUCAAAACGCAACAUACAUAGUUAUUCUAAUUGAAAUGCAUUAAACGUUUUAUUUGAAACAAACAAUAGUUUAAGUUACAGUAUCUGUUUCCAUUCAUUGGGAUUAAUAAAUAAAAUGGAUACUGGCGCCGGUUCUUCGGGAUCCAAUCAGCUAGCUUUGCCAAAUAACAAUUUUCGCCAUGACUUACAACAGGGUGAUCGAUCGACGUGGGAGUAUCACACGGUUUCUGUAACACGUGUUCCGGGAUAUGGAUUUGGUAUAGCCGUUUCAGGCGGGCGCGAUAACCCACAUUUCGCAAAUGGAGACCCCUCAAUUGCUGUAAGCGACGUUUUAAAGGGUGGCCCAGCCGAGGAUCGUUUACAAGUUAACGAUCGUAUAAUAUCGGUGAAUGGAGUUUCUUUGGAAAAUGUUGAGUAUGCCACUGCGGUACAAGUGUUAAGGGAUAGCGGCAACACAGUAACACUUGUUGUUAAACGACGCGUGCCUGUAAGUUCCGCAGCUCAAAUCCGGCAGUCGCAGGCCAUAAGUUCGAUAGGAAUAACAGCACCGAAUUCGAGUGGAAUACCCAUUCAUGGAUCAAGCGUAAUACCUGGAGCAAUGAGUCAAUCUAACUCUUUGAAUGGUUCUCCUUUGCAAAGCAAUGCAGCACAGCCAAUUAAAGUGACUCUCUCGAAGGCAAAUAAAAAGGAUGAUUAUGGCAUUGUUCUAGGAUGUAGAUUAUUUAUAAAAGAAAUUUCGACGAAGGCGCGCGAUCAACUAGCCGCAAACGGUUAUUCCCUACAAGAAGGUGAUGUGAUCACAAGAAUUCACAAUUCAAAUUGUGGAGACACAAUGAGCUUAAAAGAGGCUAAAAAAUUGAUCGAUGCCUGCAAAGAACGUUUGAACUUAGUUGUGUUGCGGGAUAUUACCAACCAGGCAGUAACUGCAAUGACUAAUCAAUUGAACAACUCCACAACACCAUCGAAUGUAUACAUUAGUCACCAGGCACAAGUUUCGAAUUGUAGUAAUAAUCUCGAUGAUCCAUAUUUAAAUGGAGGAACGAAUUAUUCAUCACAGAAUCUGUAUGUUCAACCGCCGACACGCUCUUUAGGACAUGGAACAUCGAAUGGUUUAAACGACGAAAAAAGUAAUCUAACACCAAGGGGUCGUUCUCGGGGACCCAUUAUGGAUGCUGUUUCAUUUUCACAACUUGAUCGCCCUGUAACGCCUCCAAAUGAGAGUCGUGCACGCACCGAUGAGCCUCCGCGACCCCCACCUCCUCGAGGCAAUGUUGGUAGAAGCGCGGACAGUUUUUAUAGUUCCCGUCGACAAAUUUACGAAUCUGAUCAGUUGUCGCAACCGAAGCAAUCAUCGGAGCCACGUUUCAUAUCGUUUCAAAAAGAGGGAAGUGUGGGAAUACGAUUAACUGGGGGAAACGAGUCUGGAAUUUUUGUUACAGCCGUACAACCCGGCUCACCAGCAUCUUUGCAAGGACUAACGCCUGGAGACAAGAUUUUAAAAGUCAAUGAUAUGGACAUGCAUGGCGUGACACGUGAAGAGGCAGUUCUUUUUCUUCUCAGCCUGCAAGAUCGCAUCGAUUUGAUUGUACAAUAUUGCAAAGAAGAGUAUGACGAAGUGGUGACGAAUCAACGUGGCGAUUCUUUUCAUAUUAAAACUCAUUUUCAUUGUGAAAAUCCCUCAAAAGGUGAGAUGGCUUUCAAAGCCGGAGACGUAUUUCGAGUGAUUGACACGCUCCAUAAUGGCGUCGUCGGUUCGUGGCAAGUGCUUAAAAUAGGACGAGGGCAUCAGGAGAUGCAGCGUGGUGUCAUACCAAACAAAUCACGAGCCGAAGAGUUGGCGACGGCACAAUUUAAUGCUAAUAAAAAAGAAAUGAGUUCUAACGAGUCCCGGGGAAAUUUCUUCCGUAGAAGACGGUCUACUCACCGCCGUUCAAAGAGUCUUUCCAGGGAAAACUGGGAUGACGUGGUUUUCGCUGAUAGUAUAUCAAAAUUCCCCGCGUAUGAACGCGUACUUCUGCGUCAUCCAGGGUUCGUGCGCCCUCUUGUACUCUUUGGUCCAGUCUCUGACUUGGCACGUGAAAGGCUUGCUAAAGAUAUUCCGGAUAAGUUCUCAGUACCAUUACAAGAUGAUGAUAAGUCGAAUUCCAAAUGUCGGAUAGUGCGAUUAUCAAAUAUAAGGGACAUAAUGGAUCGCGGUAAACACGCUCUGUUAGACAUAACGCCCAACGCAGUCGAUCGUCUAAACUACGCGCAAUUAUAUCCCAUUGUCAUAUUCCUGAAGACUGACAGUAAACAUGUCAUAAAACAAUUACGCCAUGGGUUGCCAAAAUCAGCACACAAAAGCUCUAAAAAAUUAUUAGAACAAUGUCAAAAAUUAGAACGUAUCUGGUCACAUAUAUUUAGCACACAAAUAGUGCUGAGCGACGAAGAAUCAUGGUACCGAAAAAUGCGGGAUGCAAUUGAUCUACAACAAAGUGGAGCGGUGUGGAUGUCCGAAUCAAAGCCGAUUGAAUCCCUGUCCGAUGAUUUCCUUUUCCCAAUGACCACCUCCCGUCUAUCGUAUGCAUCGAGUCCGGAAUCUGAUUUGGAAUUAAGUCCGGGGCCGUCAACGUCAUUGUCCCUCGGUAAUUUGCCGCAAUUGGUCAAAUCGAGCUCAGAUCCGUCGAUUGCCACUAAUCAGGAUAACUUGGAUAGGUCUAGAGAUACAGUCGGUGACGGAUUACCACCUCCAUAUACGAUUCCGUAUGAUCACGCUAUUAAUUUAUCAUCAAAUUGCCGACAACCAAUUGAUGGCAAUAAAUAUGCAACUUAUGCGACAGGAUCCAGUAUUAUUGAUGCAGAUGUUGUGGUUUCCGACCCAUCAACGCCUUCUGCACGCCCACAAUCAUUUUAUGGUAAACAUGCACCUGAUCUUCCGCCACGAAUCGAUCGCCAAUCAAAGCCUGGACCAGGUGAAAUGCUUCCAGAUCUACGUACCAACAGUUCAAGUGGAACGUUGGGUCGUUCAGCACAAGGACGUCUGUUUGGCAAAGCCGUCAUUAAUGGCGAAGUGCAUGCUGAAUACAUCUCCCGAAGCGCCAACGACUCGAUGGAUUACCACCAAGCUUCAUUGGAACGUCAAGCACUUCUCAAUGCAGCAAUUUCAAAUCCAGCGGUUAGCGUCAAUAAAGUAACUCAACUAAAUGGCAACUCAUACGACAGUGUGUCUAGCUACGAUUCAUAUAACACGUCGCAGUUAACAGUACAAAACCUUGGAAGACUUGGUCCAAAUGCGCCGGAUGAUCUCAAGUCAGUGCCGAACGCGAGUCGUAACAACUCCGUGACGCAAGCAGAUUACAGCAAACAGCCGAAUAAUCCCCAUUUGAUUGCAUCGCCACAAAACAUCAAUGGCAACAACAACAGUGGUAGCGGAAAUGGGGCUUCAAACAACAGUGCCUGCGGUCCAUUCAAACCAGUUCCACCGCCGAAGCCUAAAAAUUAUCGCCCACCAAUGCAAGGGACCAAGAGUACCGGCGACCAAUGGGAGAGUGGGGAUUCAGGGUCUCCACGUUCACCAAAUGGAUCUUUUUAUUCACCCAUGGGGGCUUCACAUCACCAUUACUCACAGCAGAUAUCUGGCUCUCCUGGCCAUGGUAAUAAUAACAACAUCCAUGCAACAUACGGUAGCAACAAUUAUGUUCAACAGUCACAAUACCCGCCUCCAUCAGUCCAUGGAUACGUUGGUAAUCACCACUACAAUGGCGGAAGCGGAACAGGACCGUAUAUUGCGCCACAUCGUGGCAUGCCAGCUCCCAUAGGUUAUGGGCCUUAA
Messenger RNA from Rhagoletis zephyria (snowberry fruit fly), 4100 nucleotides. RefSeq names its product zonula occludens-like protein polychaetoid. Lineage: Eukaryota; Metazoa; Arthropoda; Insecta; Diptera; Tephritidae. The record is from RefSeq and is a predicted model, not a curated record. Gene Ontology annotation, biological process: cell-cell adhesion; cell-cell junction organization; protein localization to cell-cell junction. Gene Ontology annotation, molecular function: cell adhesion molecule binding. Gene Ontology annotation, cellular component: plasma membrane; bicellular tight junction.